Molecule: messenger RNA, 882 nt
Organism: Clonostachys rhizophaga
Lineage: Eukaryota; Fungi; Ascomycota; Sordariomycetes; Hypocreales; Bionectriaceae
Source: the annotation of a GenBank genome assembly
AUGGCGCAUCUUCUACUAAGAACACAGCUUAUCCAAUCAUUGAUUUGUUUCAUACUUUUUGUCAGUACUUCAUCCCAAGCUUCAGCUCCAACCCUCACCUCGGCACCAAAUUUUGUGUUUCAGCGACAAGAGAGCGAGGGGCCAAACUUUUUGGGAUACCAAACUCUCAAGGACGGCCGUUAUGACACGGAAACAUGCGACGGUAGCUCAACAUACUUCACUUCGAGCCGCUGGGCAGCCUGCGUCACCGAUGAUGCAAACCUCUAUACAGGCUGUACCAAUGGCUCUGUCGUCUUGGUUCCCACGGGCAACGGCACAUGUGGGCCGUCCAAGACUUGCGGUUCAGGAUUGAUCUACAACAACCCGACCGAUGCGACCGCGCUGUCCUAUGUCGGAUGUUUUAGUAAUUCCUUGAGGCCGACCUACUACAGACAGAAGAGAACAUCUUCAACUACAAUCACGACGACGCUGGCGACUACCAUAACUUCAAGCGCAUCGUCCGAAGCUAGGGCCGGUCCGAUAAGCACAAGCACGAGCACGAGUUCAACAACAUCGCCCAGCCCGACCGAGACACCUGCUCCUCAGAACCUUGCUUGGGUUGCCGGGCCAGUGGUCGGUGGGAUUGCUGGCCUCGCCAUCAUUGCUCUCCUUGUUUGGAUCGUGCUGCUGUUGCGGAAGAAGCAAUCACAUGGACCAACCCCCGAGAAUCAAUUUGCCCAACCCGAUUAUGCCGCCAAGCCGCCAUAUCAAGCCCAGAUGUACCCAUCACCUGUGCCAGAACAGCCUCCGAGGGUUAUGUCAAUGGGCCCGUCGCAGUAUCCUAGCGCACCCACAUAUGAAUUAGAGCCUGUUACCUAUCAUGGGCCUAGACCUGGGGCAUAA